This is a messenger RNA of Triplophysa dalaica, 1835 nucleotides long. RefSeq names its product E3 ubiquitin-protein ligase RNF128 (gene rnf128b). Lineage: Eukaryota; Metazoa; Chordata; Actinopteri; Cypriniformes; Nemacheilidae. The transcript is spliced from 7 exons. The record is from RefSeq and is a predicted model, not a curated record. The coding region runs from base 25 to 1098 and encodes 357 amino acids.
UCACCUGACACGACACAAACAAACAUGGACAACAGAGGCAGGUACAACAGCUCAUCCGUCUGGCUGAUGCUAUUCGUUUUUCAGUGCUGCGUACAUUUCAGUGCCUCCCUGGUCUACUGGACCGCUUACGUGGAGGUCAGAUACUUUGACCGAGGGACUAAUAAAACUGUGGGCAGUAUAUGUGAAUGUGGUGUGUUUGGAGUGAACGCGCUCGUGGAAUCGGCUUCAGGACUGGUGGUGCUUCCAAACUCGGAUCCUCUGGCAUGCUCGAGCAAUACUACGUUCAGCGCCACCCAGAAGCAAUGGGUUGCCCUCAUAAAAAAAGGAAAUUGUACCUAUUCCCGGAAGAUCCAGGCCGCCCAGCGACAUGGAGCCUCCGCAGUGGUUAUUUACAACAUAGAUGGGACAGGCAAUGACACCAACCUAAUGGAGCAUUCAGAUGCUGAUGACACAGUUACCAUUAUGAUUGGCAACAUUUUGGGCACAAAAAUUGCCAGCCUGACCGAGAAUGGCACAGAUGUCUACAUGGCGAUUGUAGUGGCCAAUGCAUAUGGCCUGUGGUUAUGGGCAUACGCUCUGUUUUUCGCCUUCACAGGAAUUACAGCCGCCAGUGUCUGCUACUUCACUUUCCUGUUCAUCAAACGUUUGUACAUUAAUCAUCAACUUCGCAUACAACAGAGGGAGAUUAAACGAGAAGCCAAAAAUGCAAUAGAAAAAUUACAAGUUCGGACUCUGCGACGAGGCGACCCGGAAGUUGACUCAGAAGACAUAUGCUGUGUUGUAUGUACUGAUGCUUUCAAACGUGAUGAAAAGGUCACAGUUUUACCCUGCAGGCAUCUGUACCAUAAGAAAUGCAUAGAGCCAUGGUUCCUGGAGCACCCAACCUGCCCGAUAUGUAAAUACAACAUCCUCAAAUCAAAGAUCGAUGAAGACAGCAAUGUAAUGACAUCCACAUCAGCAAGUCAACAUGACACGUCACACUCAAACAUCCAGACAGUGCACACAACAGACCAUGUGCACUAUGAUGUGGAUGUUCAGACACAACACAUUUAUCAGAACCCAGCAUUUGAAGAUUCAGUUAUUAUGCAUCAGGAUUGAGUAUCAGGAUUUCAAUCAAGUAAACAAUCAACUACCUUCAGCCAGUAUUUCUAAAUAUAAUUAUUCAACUUAAAAAAAUUAUGCUUAAAUAUAUUAAAUGGCCAAAACAUGUCAAAGUCGGAUCAAAUUGAAAACGGAUAUAGAAGUGUUUUUCAAUCUAAGUGAUUUAUAUCAAUUGUUUGCUGCAGAUUUUAACUACACUCUUUUUUUGAAAAGGUAUCAGAUAUGCAAUCAGCUAAUAAAACAUUAAUGUAGAAAAGCUCACAUGGUUGUUAUAGCUUUAAGAUAUAGUGUUAUAGUAUAUAAGAUGAAUAUAUUAAGAUAAACACUGUAGUCUAGUUGGUCUAGCUUCCCUAUAUUACACAGACUUUUGAACUUUUUUACUAAAUAAAUGUAUGAAAUAAAUAAUUGAAAAUGGUUUUACAAUAAGUACUGUGUUGUAUGUAAAUGGUGAGUUUAAUCUCACUUUUUUGAUGUCUUUUGAAACUGUGUUGAAAAUUCUGAAUAUUUGUGUAUUGUCAAACCAUGUCUUCAACAUGACAAUUCAGUAUAUAUUAAAUGCACACAUUUAUAAUAAUUUUUACCACUUUUGAAUUUUCUAUAAUGAAAAAACGUAUUUGGACAUAUUUCUGGUUAAACAUAUUUAUUUACUAAAGGAACCAUUUGCCAAACAACUGUUUUAAUGAUGCUAAAUGCAAAUUUGAUUAAAAAAUGUAAUUUCAUUACCUGUGAUAAUA